Messenger RNA from Callithrix jacchus (white-tufted-ear marmoset), 1737 nucleotides. The record is from RefSeq and is a predicted model, not a curated record. Lineage: Eukaryota; Metazoa; Chordata; Mammalia; Primates; Cebidae.
GCGCAGACCGGCGGGGCGGGACCCUUUUCCGGCCUCCUGCGACCCGGUAGAGCGUUCAGACUACGGAGUACCGUAGGAGGCCCAGGGUGAAAGCGUAGCGAGGUCCCCUGUGCGGAGCUCCUGCUGCCCCUCCUCGCUCAGCCACUGGCGGGCUGCUUAGCACUGCCUCCUAGGCCCACCCCGCAGCGCGAUGGUCCUAGGGAUGUUGGACUUUGGCCAGGACCCUUCCUUUCUUAGCCUCACUUUCCGAAUUGGGAUAAAAAGCCCGAAUGAUAAUGAUUCUUAUAGGAGUUCUUGAUUAAAAUAGGCCAAGCGGUACCUUGCGUUUUUGUUUGCGGCAACUCAUUGCUAAUUAAGCACUUUUCACGGACAGGAAUACAGUGGAGUGGCCCCUGGAGGAUGUUCAGUCUGCACGCUGAACCAGAGAAACCGGCUGACUUGUUUUUUCUUGGCCCAGAUUGUCCAAGGUGACCACAUUCAUGGCAGGUCCUCUGUCGCGGGCCGCAGCAUUUGUGCAGAGACACAGGACAGGCCUCCUGGCGGGUUCCUGUGCAGGCCUGUUUGGAGUUCAAAUCUCAUACCACCUCUUCCCGGAUCCCGUGAUCCAAUGGCUCUACCAGUACUGGCCUCAGGGCCAGCCAGCCCUGCUCCCUCCACAGCUGCAGAACCUCUUCGAAGAGGUGCUACAGGACAUGGGCAUCCCUUCAGGCCAUUGCUACAAGUCCUUCACCACCUUCACCUUCCAGCCUGUGAGUGCAGGCUUCCCAAGACUCCCUGCUGGGGCUGUGGUGGGCAUCCCUGCCAGUUUCUUGGGGAAUGUAGUGAUCAACAAUGGCCAUCCCGUGGUCAUACAUGGGCAAAGUGUGGACUGGCAGACCCCAGCAGGCGCCCGGCUGAGAGCUGCCCUGACCUUGUCCCAUGAAGCCCAGAAGUUCGCCUUGGCCAGAGAGGUGAUGUACCUGGAAAGCAGUACCGCUGCCCUGCAGGCCCUGCUGGCGCCAGCUUACUUGGCAGGGACCUGUGGACUGAGUGUGGGUGCCAAGUAUGCCCUGGGGCUCUAUGGAAGCCCCAUGAAUUUACGGGCUGCCUUCAGCUUGCUGGUAGCAGUGGCAGGCUUUGUGGCCUAUGCCUUGUCCAAGGACUCUCUCACCCACACCCUGGAAGCCUGGUUGGACCGCCGCACAGCCUCCAUCUCUGCCACCUAUGCCCGGGGUGGAGUGGAGUUCUAUGAGAAGGUUCUGUCGGGCAACCUGGCCCUGCGCAGUCUCUUGGGCAAGCGUGGGGAGGAGCUAUAUACACCCAGCGGAAACAUCAUCCCCAGACACUGGUUCCGCAUCAAACAUUUACCCUAUACCACCCGCCGGGACUCUUUGCUGCAAAUGUGGAGGGUGAUGCUCAGCUCAGGCCGCUCCUGAUGGGCUCAUCACAAGGACAGUUCCCGCUUGUGCAGACACCACCCUGCCACUGAGUCUGGGGGUCCUCCUGGAGCCUUUGCACCUAUAGCUCCAGGCUAGAAAAAUCACAGCCUUUGGAAUUAAAUAGCUUAGAUUCUACCAUAACCACUACUUAUGAACUUGGGGACUUUGGGCAAGUCUCUCUAUGAAUCUGAGCCUUGGUUUCUUGAAUUGUAAAGUGGAGAUGAUGUAUCUACCUGGCAAGAUUGUAGAGUUGGGUAAGGUCAUGAACAUAAGGGCCUGGUGCAAAGGGUACACCACAAAUAAACAGACGUCCCUCCUU